Messenger RNA from Nilaparvata lugens (brown planthopper), 1801 nucleotides. RefSeq names its product ubiquinol-cytochrome-c reductase complex assembly factor 1 (gene Uqcc1). The transcript has 6 exons. The record is from RefSeq and is a predicted model, not a curated record. The coding region runs from base 146 to 988 and encodes 280 amino acids. Gene Ontology annotation, cellular component: mitochondrion. Gene Ontology annotation, biological process: mitochondrial respiratory chain complex III assembly. Lineage: Eukaryota; Metazoa; Arthropoda; Insecta; Hemiptera; Delphacidae.
GAUAUUAUUAUAAUCAGAUGUUUCUCUGCUUCAUCUUUCAUGCUUUGUUUUUAGCUGUGUUUUUGUCUUGAGUCUUGAGUUAGUUGAGGUUAAAUGUUUGAUUUUGAGUUGAUAAAUUGAAAAAGAAUUUAUUAUUUAUUAAGUGAUGGCAUGUAACGUUUUACAAUUAUCUUUUUACAGAACAAACUGUAGGAUUUUAUUGAAUGCUAAACCUUUGCUGUGCUCUUCAUUACCGGUACACCAUCAAAAUGCAGCGUUCAAUAUAAUUGACCUAAACUCAAUAUUAUCUCAUGGAGGGACGGCAAAUUGUCAUAUGCCACUGCAAAAUGUCCAGUCAUGCCGAAGUAUCACCACAAAGCCUGUAUCAUUUUUGAAAGAUAUUGUGGGCAGUUACAAAUUUAAAUCAGCUUUGAAAAAAGUUGGCAUUUUGAACUUCAAGAAAUCGAGUUUGAAGAGAAAAGGCUACAAUAUUUAUGAACAAAUUGCAGACAAUAUUGAUUAUAAAUCAUUUUUCACCAAAUACAACAUGCCAGACACCUUCCACUCGUGGUUUGUUGUUAUGGAACUCCAUAUGUGGAUGAUCAUCGUGCGUUUGAUGUCUGAAGAGGAAGAAGGCAGAUAUCUCAGGAACUGUGUCAUUGAAGCGCUUUGGGAAGACAUUCGAGAAAAGGCAGGAUUGCUUGGGGAUGAAAACACCAGCACUGCUCGUGAACAUAUGAAAUAUCUGUCUGAGGAAUUUCAAGCGGCUCUGCUUGGUUAUGACGAAGGUCUCCUUGGUGAUGACAUAGUAUUAGCAGCUGCAUUAUGGAGGAGGUUCCUCUCAAGAGAUUGCAACGAGCCAGAACUUGUUGAGGAUCUGGUCAGAUAUGUGAGGAGAGAGGUUAAAAUCCUGGAUACAUUAACAAGAGAAGAGAUUUUUGAAGCUGAUCACAAAUAUCUAUUCGAACCAAUAGACAAAAUAUCGUCGCUUAAAAGUAUAAGAAAUUAAGCUUAGAAGAUUAUAUGUGAUAAUCAAAAUAGGUCAUGGUUGUAUAUACAUGUAGAAAUUCAUCUCAAUAUCCUUUAGUGCAUUAUAGCUUGUUGAUCUGUAAAUUAACGCUUUUAUAAUAAAAUUGAAUCUACGAUUUAUGCAUUUUUUCAAAAGUUGAAUGCUAACCCUCCAAAUACGAGUAGUUAGAAAAGUAUUUAGAAUAAUUAGACGUGGUAAAUACUUGUAUGUAACUGCUCAGUUAUAAAAUGUUGUGUAAUUCCAGCUACACUAUUUCAAAAUUAUGUUAUCCUGCAAUCGGUCAAUUAAAUCCAAUGUAGAUAAUAUCAAUUUAAUUGAACAAAUUAAUAUCAAAGUACAGUAAUUGAUUAAUCACUCCCACAAUAAUUAUGAAUAUUUUUCCUCUAUUUUCCUUCUCUUCAAAUUUAAAUACUUAUUAGAUAGCCUAUACAAGGAGAUCAGAAUUAUUGUAAUAAGCUCUGCAUAUUAAAAAACAAAUGCCCAUAAUUGAUUCUUAAAAAGUAUUAAAACAUUCUUCAAAAAUGUUCGUUCAAAUUGUUGUAUUACAUUUGAGACGUUGUGGUCUGAGAUUAUGUCUCAGCCAUUUCAACAACGUCAAGUUUUCUUGAUAUUUUGAUUAUUCUUCAUGAAUUGAAAAGUAGAAUGAACACGAACUACAGAGGUUUAAUAGAUCAACAUUUUAUGUUUCAGUUUAAAAUAAAAUCAAACAUUUUGACCAUUUUUUGUAGAAAAUGAUUUUUAUUGCCUGCUGGAUUUCUUUCUGCUGGAAAUAAAGAAACAAUCUACUAUUGA